Messenger RNA from Tachyglossus aculeatus (Australian echidna), 1108 nucleotides. RefSeq names its product homer scaffold protein 2 (gene HOMER2). The transcript has 9 exons. Gene Ontology annotation, cellular component: postsynaptic density; plasma membrane; dendrite. Lineage: Eukaryota; Metazoa; Chordata; Mammalia; Monotremata; Tachyglossidae. Gene Ontology annotation, biological process: G protein-coupled glutamate receptor signaling pathway; regulation of store-operated calcium entry. The record is from RefSeq and is a predicted model, not a curated record. Gene Ontology annotation, molecular function: G protein-coupled glutamate receptor binding. The coding region runs from base 44 to 1108 and encodes 354 amino acids.
CAGACGGACGGCGGAGAGGAGACAGGAGACGGACGGCGGAGCCAUGGGGGAACAGCCCAUCUUCACCACCAGAGCCCACGUCUUCCAGAUCGACCCAAGCACCAAGAAGAACUGGAUCCCGGCGAGCAAACAGGCCGUCACCGUGUCCUACUUCUAUGACAGCACGAGGAACAGCUACCGGGUCAUCAGCGUGGAUGGGGCUAGGGCCAUCAUCAACAGCACCAUCACGCCCAACAUGACUUUCACCAAAACCUCGCAGAAAUUUGGCCAGUGGGCCGACAGCAGAGCCAACACCGUGUUUGGCUUGGGCUUCUCCUCCGAGCCGCAGCUCACCAAGUUCGCGGAGAAAUUCCAGGAAGUCAAAGAGGCCGCCAAACUCGCCAGAGACAAAUCCCAAGAGAAGAUCGACACCUCCAACGUUCACUGCCAGGGCUCAGGCCAGCACAGUCCCCCGUCCGCCCGGGCAUCCAGCGUGAACGGCACCGACGACGAGAAGGCCUCCCACGGAGGGACUCCCGAUGCCCAGCUCAAAGCCGAGAACGACAAGCUCAAGCUCGCCCUCGCCCAGAGCUCCUGCAACGUGAAGAAAUGGGAAACGGAACUGCAGACCCUCAGGGAGAGCAACGCUCGACUGACCACGGCCCUGCAGGAGUCCGCCGCUGGCGUGGAGCAGUGGAAGAAGCAGUUCUCCAUCUGCAGGGAUGAGAACGAUCAACUCAGGAACAAGAUCGACGAGCUGGAGGAGCAGUGCGCUGAGCUGAACAAGGAGAAGGAGAGAAACUCGCAGCUGAGCCGGCGGCUCGAGGAGCUGGAAGCCGAACUCCAAGACAAGGAUAUGGAACUGGAAGAUCUCCGGAAACAAAGCGAAAUCAUCCCGCAGCUCAUGUCGGAGUGUGAGUCCGUGUCUGAGAAGUUGGAGGCGGCCGAGAAGGAAAACCGGAACCUGGAGGAGAAAGUGCAGUCGCUGAAGGCGGACAUCGAAGACAGCAAGCACAAGCAGAGCCAUCUCAAGGAGGAACUCAAGAACUUUCUGGAGUCGCUGGACGGGAAGAUCGACGAGCUGCAGGAUUUCCGGCGGGGGUUGUCCGCCCUGGGAUCGGAAGACUAG